AUGAUCGUCCCCGUCCUCUCAAGGCAGGCUCUUCGCCAUGCCAGCGUCGCCCGUGUCGCCCUCCCCAGCCUCACAAGAUGGUACGCCUCGUACCCCCCUCACACCGUCGUCAAGAUGCCUGCCCUCUCGCCCACCAUGACGGCGGGCAAUAUUGGCGCAUGGCAGAAGAAGCCUGGUGACUCGAUCGAGCCCGGUGAGGUUCUCGUUGAGAUCGAGACCGACAAGGCCCAGAUGGAUUUCGAGUUCCAGGAGGAGGGUGUGCUCGCCAAGAUCCUCAGGGAGUCGGGCGAGAAGGACGUCGCCGUUGGCAAUCCCAUUGCCAUUCUCGUCGAGGAGGGUACCGAUGUCAGCGCCUUCAAGGACUUCACUCUCAAGGAUGCCGGCGGCGAGACCUCCCCCGCUGUUCCCAAGGAUGAGCCCAAGAACGAGAGCACCGCCAGCGCCCCGACUCCCGCUCCUACCCCCGCUCCCGAGCCCGAGAACACUGGCUUCAAGGGCCGUAUCCAGACUGCCCUUGAGCGCGAGCCCAACGCCGUCCCUGCUGCCAAGAGACUCGCUCUCGAGAAGGGUGUCAACCUGAGCACCGUCAAGGGCUCCGGUCCCGGCGGCAAGAUCACCGAGGAGGAUGUCAAGAAGGCCGUCUCUGGCGCUCCCGCUGCUGGUGCCGCCGCUGCUCCUGCUGCCUACACCGAUGUUCCCAUCUCUGGCAUGCGCAAGACCAUUGCCGCCCGCCUGAAGGAGUCUGUCUCGGAGAACCCCCACUUCUACGUUUCCACCAACCUCUCCGUCAGCAAGCUCCUCAAGCUCCGCCAGGCGCUCAACAGCUCUGCUGAGGGCCGCUACAAGCUUUCCGUCAACGACUUCCUCAUCAAGGCCAUUGGCGUUGCUUCCAAGCGCGUCCCUACCGUCAACAGCUCGUGGCGCGAGGGUGUCAUCCGCCAGUUCGAGACUGUCGACGUUUCCGUUGCUGUCGCCACCCCGAACGGCCUCAUCACCCCCAUCGUCAAGGGUGUUGAGGGCAAGGGUCUCGAGAGCAUCUCGGCCGCCGUCAAGGAGCUUGCCAAGAAGGCUCGCGACAACAAGCUCAAGCCCGAGGAGUACCAGGGUGGCAGCAUCUCCAUCUCCAACAUGGGCAUGAACCCCGCCGUCCAGAGCUUCACCGCCAUCAUCAACCCUCCCCAGGCCGCCAUCCUCGCCGUUGGCGCCACCCAGAAGGUUGCUGUCCCCGUUGAGAACGAGGAUGGCACCACCGGUGUUGCUUGGGAUGAGCAGAUCAUCGUCACUGCCAGCUUCGACCACAAGGUUGUUGAUGGCGCUGUCGGUGCCGAGUGGAUCCGCGAGUUGAAGAAGGUCAUCGAGAACCCUCUCGAGCUCCUUCUUUAA
This is a messenger RNA of Sordaria macrospora k-hell, 1383 nucleotides long. RefSeq lists its product as uncharacterized. NCBI's taxonomy places the organism in Eukaryota, Fungi, Ascomycota, Sordariomycetes, Sordariales, Sordariaceae. Gene Ontology annotation, molecular function: dihydrolipoyllysine-residue acetyltransferase activity. Gene Ontology annotation, biological process: pyruvate decarboxylation to acetyl-CoA. The record is from RefSeq and is a predicted model, not a curated record.